This is a messenger RNA of Parnassius apollo (apollo), 384 nucleotides long. NCBI's taxonomy places the organism in Eukaryota, Metazoa, Arthropoda, Insecta, Lepidoptera, Papilionidae. The record is from the annotation of a GenBank genome assembly.
AUGGAAAUAAUUCAUUUCAAUGCCACUUUUCCUGGAUCAACACAUGAUGCAGCGGUCUGGCAAGGAUCCAGUUUGAGCCAAUUAUUGGAAACCAAUUAUGUUAACGGAGUUUCAGCUGGUGAAUGGCUUCUAGGAGACUCUGGAUAUGCCCAACUGCCUUGGCUGAUGACCCCGUAUGCUGGUGCGGAUGAAAAUACAUCUGAUGCUAGAUAUAAUUUAGCGCAUACCAAAACGAGGGUUCUUAUUGAAAAAUGUUUUGGAGUGAUGAAAACAAGAUUUAGAUGCAUUCACAAGCACAGGACGUUGCUUUAUGACCCCGUGAAGGCAUCUAAAAUAAUAGCAGCUGUAGUUGUUCUCCAUAACGUGGCAAUUAAGAGAAAUUAA